CAGUCGCCGUCGGAGCCGACCUAACCCGCUUGAAAUAAAUUCCUUACCCCCCUUUUCUGCCUCGGUAUAUCGUCGCUUCGAAAUCGAUUUCCUUCGCCCGCCUCCUCUUCCUCCUACGCCGCCGCUGCCGCAUCCGCCGGAGCGUAUUUUCCUCUCGCCGUCGAGAAAGUGGUCGCCAUCAUUUGGGCGACUUGCUCAAGUUCUUGUCAGGUGAAACAAUCUAGCAUUUUGCCCGACAUCAGAGUUCAAAAUGUUUGCUGCACCUGGUGACAAUGCCUUGGUAAUAUCAGGUCCAAGGCCAGGAACAGAAUGGGCUACUGUUCCACACAGCACACUUCAAGUUCAAGCCCCUGGCCCUGGUGGAAAACAACGCACCUCUAGCCUGGAGUCACCAAUAAUGCUGCUUACAGGUCACCAGAGUGCGAUAUAUACCAUGAAGUUCAACCCAGCAGGAACUGUAAUAGCAUCCGGCUCCCAUGACAAAGAUAUAUUCUUGUGGUAUGUUCAUGGAGAGUGCAAAAAUUUUAUGGUCUUGAGAGGGCAUAAAAAUGCUGUUCUGGACCUCCAAUGGACCACAGAUGGGACCCAGAUAAUUUCAGCCAGCCCUGACAAGACUCUAAGAGCAUGGGAUGUGGAAAGUGGGAAACAGGUUAAGAAAAUGGCUGAGCAUUCAUCAUUUGUGAACUCAUGCUGCCCUUCACGAAGGGGUCCACCUCUUGUUGUGAGUGGCUCUGAUGAUGGAACGGCAAAACUUUGGGACUUGCGUCAAAGAGGUGCAAUCCAGACAUUCCCAGACAAGUAUCAGAUCACUGCUGUAAGCUUCUCUGAUGCUGCAGAUAAGAUAUUUACCGGAGGAUUGGAUAACGAUGUGAAAGUGUGGGAUCUCCGCAGAAAUGAGGUAACUAUGACACUCCAAGGCCAUAGUGACAUGAUAACAGGUAUGCAGCUAAGUCCUGAUGGAUCAUACCUGUUGACUAAUGGCAUGGAUUGCACACUUCGGGUCUGGGAUAUGCGCCCAUAUGCUCCUCAGAACAGGUGCAUUAAGAUUUUUACAGGGCACCAGCAUAACUUUGAGAAGAACUUGAUGAAGUGUGGCUGGUCUCCAGAUGGGAGCAAGGUCACUGCUGGGAGUGCAGACCGAAUGGUGUAUAUAUGGGACACAACAACCCGCCGGAUUUUGUACAAGCUCCCUGGGCACAAUGGCUCUGUAAAUGAGACCAUGUUCCAUCCAACUGAGCCGAUCAUAGGUUCUUGCGGUAGCGACAAGCAGAUUUAUCUAGGGGAGAUCUGAAGCACUUAGGUCUCCACUAGUACUAGUUAGGUUACUGCUUACAUAUUGGCUGCUAACACUGCCAUUUUGUGGCUAGCUUGUCAUUUGUGGUUAUUGCCUUAAUCUCUUGGGUUUGUACUUGUUGUGUUGCUAUGUUAUUGGUGGUGAUUCUCGGAUCAAGUUCUUUGGACUGCUAAUGCUAGCGGUAGCAAAAUCCAUGACUUGUUUGGAGAACGUGUACGCUUUUCUUUCUGUUCUUUUCUCUCUAGUCUGAUAUUAAAGGCAAUUUAGCA
Musa acuminata AAA Group (dessert banana) is the source of this 1563-nucleotide messenger RNA. RefSeq lists its product as uncharacterized. The record is from RefSeq and is a predicted model, not a curated record. Gene Ontology annotation, cellular component: catalytic step 2 spliceosome. The coding region runs from base 251 to 1291 and encodes 346 amino acids. Gene Ontology annotation, molecular function: RNA binding; protein binding. Lineage: Eukaryota; Viridiplantae; Streptophyta; Magnoliopsida; Zingiberales; Musaceae. The transcript has 2 exons.